AUGUGUGACAAGAUCGAUAGACAUACUUUCAAGGUUUUUAACCAGGAUUUUACUGUUGAUAAGAGAUUUCAGUUGAUCAAGGAAAUUGGUCAUGGUGCCUACGGGAUAGUGUGUUCCGCCAGAUUUACAGAGGCCCUAGAGGAUACCACAGUGGCAAUUAAGAAAGUGACAAACAUUUUUUCCAAGACACUACUUUGUAAAAGAUCCUUGAGAGAAUUGAAACUGCUCAGACACUUCAGAGGUCACAAAAACAUUACUUGUCUUUAUGAUAUGGAUAUUAUUUUUUAUCCGGAUGGGACUUUCUCAGGGUUGUAUCUGUACGAAGAACUGAUGGAGUGUGAUAUGCACCAAAUUAUUAAAUCUGGUCAGCCAUUGACGGAUGCACAUUAUCAAAGUUUUAUCUAUCAAAUCCUGUGUGGAUUGAAAUACAUUCAUUCUGCGGAUGUUUUGCACAGAGAUUUGAAACCUGGUAACCUGCUGGUGAAUGCCGAUUGUCAGUUAAAGAUCUGUGAUUUUGGUUUGGCAAGAGGUUAUUCUGAAAAUCCUGUUGAAAAUAACCAAUUUUUAACGGAAUACGUGGCUACGAGAUGGUACAGAGCACCUGAAAUUAUGUUAUCUUAUCAAGGUUAUACAAAGGCGAUUGACGUUUGGUCAACUGGUUGUAUUUUAGCGGAAUUUCUAGGUGGUAAACCAAUUUUCAAAGGUAAAGAUUAUGUUAACCAGUUGAAUCGAAUAUUACAAGUGCUCGGUACACCACCUGAUGAAACUCUAGGCCGCAUUGGGUCUAAAAAUGUUCAAGAUUAUAUCCAUCAAUUAGGAUUCAUUCCCAAGGUACCAUUUGUAGAUAUUUUCCCACAGGCAAAUCCACAGGCUUUAGAUCUGCUGGAAAAAAUGUUGAUGUUUGAUCCAGAGGAAAGAAUUACGGUUGAAGAUGCAUUAGAACACCCAUAUUUAUCCAUAUGGCAUGAUCCAGCUGAUGAACCUGUUUGUAAUGAGAAAUUUGAAUUUAGCUUUGAAAGUAUUAAUGAAAUGAGCGAAUUGAGGCAAAUGGUUAUUCGUGAAGUACAAGAGUUUAGACAGUACGUUAGACAGCCUCUAAUAGAAGAACAAGAAUGGCAACAUGAGCAAGAAUUACAAAAUAAAGCUCGAGACGAAAAUGAAUUAGAUGCGAGUUCAGGAUUGAACGAAAACGAUUUUACUCAACAAAUGUUAGGUGGCGGACCUCCAUCCGCACAAAAUCCACAAUUGCAAGAAUCUUUUGGUAUUGAUUCUAGAGAUUUACCAAGACAUGAUACAGAUUUUCCACCAAGGCCUCAGGAGAAUCUACUAGAAACACCAGUAGAAUUGAAACAGGGUGCUAAUGGUACUUUAGGAAAUCAGGGCGGUUACGGUGAUUUCUUGGAUCUAGAGAAAGAAUUAGAAUUUGGUCUCGACAAAAAAUUUAUGUAA
Zygosaccharomyces rouxii is the source of this 1449-nucleotide messenger RNA. RefSeq names its product mitogen-activated serine/threonine-protein kinase SLT2 (gene SLT2). The transcript has a single exon. The coding region runs from base 1 to 1449 and encodes 482 amino acids. The record is from RefSeq and is a predicted model, not a curated record. Lineage: Eukaryota; Fungi; Ascomycota; Saccharomycetes; Saccharomycetales; Saccharomycetaceae. Gene Ontology annotation, cellular component: cytoplasm; nucleus. Gene Ontology annotation, biological process: protein phosphorylation; intracellular signal transduction. Gene Ontology annotation, molecular function: MAP kinase activity; ATP binding.